CUAGUGGUCUUUUUAAGCAACAUUUAUCAGCUAAAGAUUUUCAAGAUAAAGUAAAAAAAUUAGAACCCGAAAACAACAAGUUAGCAAAGUCUUUAGAAAAAUCAAAUCACGAGCUUAGUGAAGAUAUAAUAGCAAAAAUGAUAAAAUUAGUAUGUGAAAAAAAUAAUUUGGAUCCAAAACAGUGUGGAUAUUGGUUUACCAAUAACAUGGCAUACAUGUCAGGGCAUAAAUCAGGUGCUGUUGUAGAAUUUAAUUUACAAAAUAAUGCAUCUUCGUAUAGGGUUCCGUGUGGUCUACAUGCACUACAGAUAGCUUUAGUAGCUUUUAAAAAUACUGCAUUCAGAAAGUUAAAUACAGUAUCAGGAUUAUCUUUGCAAGAACAUCCUCAUAACCUUCUUCAGCUUGUCUACUAUUUACAUGAUGGAUACGGUGAAAGUAAUAAAGAGUGUCCAUUAAAUAUGAAAUCAAAUAUAAUACAAAAAUUAUAUUGGACACUCCUAAAAUAUACUUUACCAAAAUAUCAAAGACCUAUCUCAAGCCGAUAG
Messenger RNA from Racocetra fulgida, 545 nucleotides. Lineage: Eukaryota; Fungi; Glomeromycota; Glomeromycetes; Diversisporales; Gigasporaceae. The record is from the annotation of a GenBank genome assembly.